This is a messenger RNA of Echinops telfairi (small Madagascar hedgehog), 4627 nucleotides long. RefSeq names its product piwi like RNA-mediated gene silencing 2 (gene PIWIL2). The transcript is spliced from 22 exons. The record is from RefSeq and is a predicted model, not a curated record. Lineage: Eukaryota; Metazoa; Chordata; Mammalia; Afrosoricida; Tenrecidae. Gene Ontology annotation, molecular function: piRNA binding; protein binding. Gene Ontology annotation, cellular component: P granule. Gene Ontology annotation, biological process: regulatory ncRNA-mediated gene silencing. The coding region runs from base 71 to 2986 and encodes 971 amino acids.
CUUUUUUUUUAAAUGUUGGCAGGGAGUUAGUCAGAACAAGAUCGAUACCAGUGACCUCUACAGCCUUUAAAUGGAUCCUGUUCGACCACCAUUCAGGGGCCCUUCCCCUAUCCACCCAUCUCACUGUGUACGGAUGCCAGGCCAGUUGGCACAAGUGCCUAAACACUUUGAUUCAGCCUUGGGCAGUCUUGGACCUGCAGGCAGAGGCACUGUAUUUACAGAACCAAGGGAACCAGCCCCACGGAAUGGGCCAACGCAUAAGGAAUCUGUAAGUUUAGUCCCCAUGUUCCAAGGACUCGACCUUGAAACAAUGCCUCAUAACUCUCUGAAACAAGAAAUGCCUCCUUCAGGGAGAGGCAUUUUUGGCCGAGGCUUAUCCAUGAACAAGGUGUGCAAGGACAAAGAAAAACCUCAACCCACUUCUCCAGGUCCUUCAGUGCUGGCAGCUGGGGAUAGCAAGUUGGCAGAGGCUUCCGUUGGCUGGAACAGAAUGCUUGGAAGAGGACAUUUGGAUGUUUCUCCGUUACCCUUGGGCAGAGCAGCUGGUGGGAUAGGCAGAGGAGUAUACAGACCUCCCAGUGCAUGCGGCCUGAUUUCUCGGGACCCACCACAGUUGUCAUCACCGCCACUGCUGCCCCAGGCCUCGCUGUGCUCUCCAGAUCACCCUCCAGUUGUGACUAUGGAGCAGAAGCAAAAAGAACAUUUUUUGAAGCAAGGAUCAAAAGGAAAACCUCAGUCUUUGGGACUGAACCUCAUCAAAAUACAGUGCCACAAUGAAGCUGUGUACCAAUACCACGUGACCUUCAGCCCCAACGUGGAGUGCAGAAGCAUGCGGUUUGGCAUGUUAAAGGACCAUCAGGCUGUCACCGGAAAUGUUACUGCUUUUGAUGGAUCCAUUCUCUAUCUGCCUGUUAAACUUCAACAAGUUCUUGAGUUUAAAAGCCACAGGAAAACCGAUGGUGCUGAGAUCUCCAUUAAGGUUCAGAUGACAAAGACCCUCGAGCCCUGCUCUGACUUGUGCAUACCCUUCUACAAUGUUGUUUUCCGUAGGGUAAUGAAACUUUUAGAUAUGAAACUUGUGGGGAGAAACUUUUAUGACCCAACCAGUGCUAUGGUACUGCAGCAACACAGAUUGCAGAUCUGGCCGGGCUACGCAGCCAGCAUCCGGAGGACAGAUGGAGGUCUUUUCCUGCUGGCUGAUGUGUCCCAUAAGGUCAUUCGGAAUGAUUCUGUGCUGGACGUCAUGCACGCUAUAUAUCAACAGAACAAAGAGAACUUCCAGGAUGAGUGUGCUAAGCUUCUGGUUGGAAAUAUCAUUAUAACUCGAUACAACAACCGGACCUACCGGAUUGAUGAUGUGGAUUGGAAUAAGACUCCAAGAGAUAGCUUCACAAUGUCUGACGGGAAGGACAUCACAUUCUUGGAAUAUUACAGCAAAAACUAUGGGAUCACCGUCAAAGAAGACGACCAGCCCCUGCUGAUCCACAGACCCAGUGAGAGACAGAAUAACCAAGGCUCGUUGCUGAAAGGUGAAAUACUGCUGCUGCCGGAGCUGUCCUUCAUGACUGGGAUCCCAGAGAAAAUGAAGAAGGACUUCAGAGCCAUGAAGGAUUUGACCCAGCAGAUCAACCUGAGCCCUAAACAGCACCAUAAAGCUUUGCAGUGCUUGUUGCAGAGAAUUUCAAACAGUGAGACAGCCAACAAUGAAAUGGCACGUUGGGGUCUCUGUCUUCAGAAGGAUGUACAUAAGAUUGAAGGCCGCAUUCUACCAAUGGAAAGAAUUAACUUGAGAAGUACUUCAUUUACCACAUCUCAGGAACUCAACUGGGUUAAGGAAAUAACCAGAGACCUUUCCAUUUUAACUAUCCCCAUUCAUUUCUGGGCACUGUUUUACCCAAAGAGAGCAGCAGAUCAUGCCCGAGAGCUGGUUAACACACUGGAGAAGGUAGCUGGCCCUAUUGGCAUUCAAAUGAACCCACCAGCCUGGGUUGAAGUCAAGGAUGACCGGGUGGAGACCUACAUCAGAACAAUUCAGUCCCUGUUGGGAGCUGAGGGGAAGCUACAGCUGGUUGUUUGCAUCAUUAUGGGUACGCGUGAUGAUCUCUAUGGGGCCAUUAAAAAGCUGUGUUGUGUGCAGUCUCCAGUGCCCUCGCAGGUCAUCAAUGUCCGAACAAUUGGUCAGCCCACCAGGCUUCGGAGUGUGGCCCAGAAGAUUUUACUUCAGAUUAACUGUAAAUUGGGUGGUGAGCUCUGGGGAGUGGAUAUUCCUCUGAAACAACUGAUGGUGAUUGGGAUGGAUGUCUACCAUGACCCCAGAAGGGGCAUGCGCUCCGUGGUGGGCUUUGUUGCAAGCAUCAAUCUCACCCUCACAAAAUGGUACUCCAGAGUGGUGUUCCAGAUGCCUCAUCAGGAGAUUGUGGAUAGCCUGAAGCUGUGCCUGGUGGGCUCCUUAAAAAAGUUUUAUGAGGUGAACCACUGUUUACCAGAGAAGAUCGUGGUCUACCGGGACGGAGUGUCUGAUGGCCAGCUAAAGACGGUUGCCAACUAUGAGAUUCCUCAGUUGCAGAAGUGUUUUGAAGCUUUCGACAACUAUCAGCCCAAGAUGGUGGUUUUUGUGGUUCAGAAGAAAAUCAGCACCAAUAUGUACCUGGCUGCUCCCGAGCACUUUGUCACUCCUGCCCCGGGGACUGUGGUAGACCAUACAAUAACGAGCUGUGAGUGGGUGGAUUUUUACCUCCUUGCUCAUCAUGUCCGGCAGGGCUGUGGCAUUCCUACACAUUACGUCUGCGUUCUCAACACUGCAAACCUGAGCCCCGAUCAUAUGCAGAGGUUGACUUUCAAACUGUGCCACAUGUACUGGAAUUGGCCUGGUACCAUCAGAGUUCCAGCUCCCUGCAAAUAUGCCCACAAGCUAGCUUUCCUGUCAGGACAAAUCUUGCAUCAUGAACCAGCCAUCCAGCUGUGCGAGAACCUGUUCUUCCUCUGACUUGGAUGUGUGCCUGUCGGGGAAUGACCCUUCUGAACUCAGCUGUGAUUCUUUCUGUAUCAACAGAGACGGAUGCGGGGUUUGUGUUGGUGUUUCCCCUUCUCCAGCUCAGUUGACUUAUACCCCCCCACCCCCAUUAAGCCUUUUAUCACUUAGAAGCAAGCCCCAUUCUUAGUCAGCUGCAAGUUGCCUUGUAGCCUUUGUAGGGCCCAGGAGGGAGUGCAGUUCUGUGCAGUUGGAGUGGGUGGAUGUAGGCAACUUAGUCCUCUCCACAGCCAGCAGGAGCAGUCAUCGCACCCAUCUUCUGUGCUCACUAAGCCGACCGGUUCUGUGCCAGAGGUGAUAAUGAACGAAGUCACUGGAAACGUCUUAAAGAAAAGUGACCUUCUUUGGGCUAUCAGAAAUGGCAAUGAAAAGAUCUGUGAAGCAGUUUUCCAACUAGGUAUUAGUAUUGCUGAUAGGCUUGAAAGACACGUAGUUAAUCAGCUUAUGAUAGGUUUUUGCUAACUAAUCUUGCCUCAGUUGACACCUGUGAGAUUGUGGUCUAGAUUUGGAAGAAUCUAGAAGUUUCUUUCAAUAUAUUUCACUUGUUUUGCAGUGUAUACUCCACAUUGAUUUACUCCCAUCUCUGGAAAUACACACACAUCUCUGUUCUUUGUUAUUGAUCUUUAUGAAGAAGGUUUCAGGUUUGUUGUUUUUUAAGUAAGAAUCAAACUAUGUGGAAAAAAACUGUUAACAGCUUGGAGGGUCAGGCCAUGAUGUGAGUUUUUAUUGACCCUUCACCUGGUUCCUGUUUAUAUACGUUUGCCAGUAUGCUCAUCUUCCUUGCAUAAUAGCCCCUUCCUGGAUGUUGUCUCACUCUGCUAGGAACUCUUGAGUCCAGGUCAAGAAUACCAGGAAUGGGCUCUGGAAAGCGUGGCACUCCUACCGAAAUCCAACAAUUACAGUUUAGCAAGCUCUCACCAUUCCUCUGGGUUUUAGGAAGCAUAACUGUGUGUGUUGUGGUCUUUUAGCUUUUCUUCAAGUCCCUUAGCUUGCUUUGUUGGUUUUAAACGUCAGUUACUUUUUUUUAGACCUUUUCAAAUCUUGAUUAUGAUACUGGUUUUUCUGUGUGUGUGACAGUAGGGAGGUGUGGAAGCUGAACUUCCCAUUUUAUAUGACAGUGUAUGAGAAGAGAAGCUUUAACUUACAAUUUUGUCGAAAAAGGAAAGCAAGAACGUUUUUGUAUUUUUGGUCUACCGCAGAGGUUGAGGUGGCCUGAGCAUUAUUGUUCAAAUGUGCUUCUGAUUGGAUGUGGAGCGUAGGACACAGGUGAGGCUAAGACCUGGAAUUUACAAAGCACUGAAUCAAACAGAUUGAAUCCCUGGUCUCUUAACAGAUCAGUUUCCUCAUUCUCUUCAGAAGCAUUUUAAAAUUUUUCUUUUGGAGUAGGAUUUCCUAAUACCCCUUUCCCAUAUAUAAUCAGAAACGUGACAGUUGAAUAUAAUACAUUUAUUUAUCUAUGUGUUUUACUUUAUAUUCCUGGUUUGUUUGGGGUUUUUUGCUUUAUAUUUUGGGGCUUUUUUAUACCUUGUUUUAUAGUUUUAGUGUCAAAUGAUGAGUCUUGGGUGGAAAAUAAAAACAAAUUUGUUUAAGUGUUUA